AUGGCGAAGAAGAAACAUGUGGCUGUGUAUGCCCGCACAAGUACACAAACAAAUGCACAAACAGACAGUGCCCCUCGACAGUGGCGGGUGGCAUCAGCAGCCCUUUUCAAUGCUGGCGUCUCGAAGAAGAACAUCACAAAAGUGAAAGAGGUGAUCUCUGGAUCAGUCCCAAUUUGUCAACGUGUGAAAUUUCUCAAGUUGCUAGACUCGGCCACUGACAUCUAUGUGGAAUCAGCACGUGCUAUUUCUCGGAAAGCUUCACAAGGUGAAGAGCUAUACAACAUUGCCAAAGAGAAGGGAGUCUCAAUCAUUUGCAGUGAUUUUCCAAAGCUAUUUGCUCUACAGCCAUCACCCAUCGAGAGCUUCAUGAGGAAGCUGGUGCUUGCCAUGCAGGAGCUUGACCGUGAUGUCCUGGUCGAAAGAAUGCAAGCAGGACUUGCUGCCAAGAAAAAACAACAAAGGCAAGGACACAAUCAGGGUCCCCAAAGGUCAAUGGUCGCAAGUCUACUUUACAGUUGCUGA
Molecule: messenger RNA, 522 nt
Organism: Cladocopium goreaui
Lineage: Eukaryota; Dinophyceae; Suessiales; Symbiodiniaceae
Source: the annotation of a GenBank genome assembly